AUGGAGGGGACGUGGUGCAGUGGCUCAACUGCCCAGAGCUCCUUCCCCACUAACAUUGAGAGUUUCUCAUCUCGACACCAAGUCAACCAGACGUCGAUGGUUCCAUUAAAACCUCUGGAACGCGUCUAUGAAGGCCGUGUGGGUGGAUUUCUAUCCGAAAAGAGUCGCAUCCACUUGUGCAUCGCGUCCGACGGGACUUUACACGGCGAAGUUCGCCAAAAGCAGCCAAGCCCGCGAGCUCUAGUCAACGGGAAGAAACGCAAACGUCGAGUAGUUGCCGACCACCCGGACGGCAUUGUCAUUGCUCACGUUAUGGGCAAUGCACAGGCCGUUCCACUCGAAGAGGCAGUAGUGUCGUCUUGUUCCAGGACUGUCAGUUGCGAUGGCACCUCAGCAGCGGAGUAUUGUUGCGCCUUUGAGGUCACUAAGAGACGCAAUCAUGUGGACCGACACACACUCACGUGUCAUUUGCAUGUUCCAGUGGCACCCGACGCCCCAGCAGUAGGUACAUGGAGGUUUUUCAAGGAAUCGUCGGAGGAGCAGAAAGUGUUCCAACUGCAGCCUGUGGAAUGGUAUCAACGUCAACAAGAAGCGGAGAAGGCCGAGAAAGAGGCAGCCAUGAUGCAGUCCAGAGAACCAUCCCUGUUGUACCCUUUGAGACCUGGGAAGUACGAAUUCAAAGGCUUCACGACGUAUGACACGCCGUCUGUAGCUGCUGCAGUCGUGCCGAGACAGAGAAGUGGACGAAGAGGACGUCCAGUCAUGACUACAGUAAAGGAUGAGUGUCUAGUCUCGUUACGCUUGUUACCGGAUGGUACACUACGUGGAACGUCUCGAGAAGUGGUACAGCCUCAGGUGUGUCCAUUGAAAGGGCGCUGGCAAGCCAACCGAGUCGCCUACGUGCUCGAGUACCAUGUUCGUGAAGCUGUGGGCCAUUUCCGCUAUUCGGGUGCGGUAGUGAUUGAGGACACGGCAAAUGCUUCUAACGGCAAGAAAACAAAGAUAAAGGGGAAAGCCAACGUGAAGAGACGAGAGACGCUCAGUGGCAAAUGGCACAAUGUGGACGAGGGGCAUGCUGAAGGCUACGAAGGAGGUCGCGGAGAGUUCGAACUAGAGCUCGUUAGAGUGGACUUUACUCCAAUCUCUAUCAAGACGGAGAAAAUAGAUGACGACGACGACGCCAUCCACGCGUUUACUACCGGCGAGUACGAGCUGUCCGGCUGUGCUACGGACGCUGAGGGUUACGAAUACGCAUUCGAUCUGCAGCUACAGUUGCGUCCUAAGGGAAAGCUCCUUGGCAAGUGUAAGGAGCGUAUCUUCCACCAGACUAGUCCCGUAUUUGGACGCUGGAAUCCGUCGUGUAUCACGUAUGGACAGCAGUAUGUGGUGAAGCAUGAGGUGGGCAUGUACACGUACAGUGCUACGAUGGGGAGUGACGGCGCCGUGGUGAGAGGCUCGUGGGCGAACGUCGAGAAGGAGGCUGCUGCAGCUCCAAGCGAACACGGCACGUUUGCGCUAGUGCUGGUGAACUCUACGAGACAGUGGAGCACCUUCAGUCACGCCCAUUACCCGGCCAGAUUUCGACGUGCAGUGAUGACGACGCUCAUGGCGUCGGCUAGAACUCACAAGCUACCGGUGGCACUAUGGACGCACGUCUUGGCCUUCUGCAGCGAAACGUGGUUCACAUAG
Molecule: messenger RNA, 1689 nt
Organism: Phytophthora infestans T30-4
Lineage: Eukaryota; Oomycota; Peronosporomycetes; Peronosporales; Peronosporaceae
Exons: 3
Coding region: 1-1689 (562 amino acids)
Source: RefSeq, a predicted model, not a curated record